AACGAAGCCCCACCCCGGUUCGACCCCAGUCUUUACGCCCAUCUGCCAACCCAUCAGCAGUCGCUGCCAGAUGACGACACUUGGGCACCCCCCUUUGCCACGUUGCCAUUAGCGUACGGAUCCACACAGUCAAUGUCGGAGGGUGCACGGACAGUGAUGCAGGGUGCUGCCAGCGAAGGAGCGAUGGAAACGCUCCUGUAUUCGAAUGGCCGACAUGGGAUGUGUCAGCCGUUGGAUCUUCAAUUAUCCUCUGGGGGCCAGAGAGCAGUCACACGCACUGUUCUCGUCGAUGACCCCAGCCAAUCCACCGGUGACCCAUCGGUCGGUGCGCAGGGAGGCCGCUGCAGUCGCAGUCAUGCGAGCCAUGCAGAACCGGCUAUGACUGCGUACAGAGGCGGUUGUUGCCAGCAGUCGGAGUUCAGUCCAGUGGUCGGGGCUCCAUCAGGUGCGGCUGCGGGGGUCCAACGGACCGGGCAAUCAGCAAGCUUGCCAUCAAUGACGCGUUGUGCGAAGAGAAUCAUUGCUCGAGAUUGGAUGAUGCGGGCAACGAGUGACGGGGAGCGUGAAGUAAAAGGUGAUGACUAUGGAGAUGGUGCGGCCGAUGGAGACGACAUGGAUGACGUGGAAGGCAACACAGAGGACGAGCCGUCCUUGCCACCCGGUGCUCAAAACACAGGAGGUGGAGCACAAACUGGGGUCGGGAGGGGUAGAGAAAAGGGAAACGUGAGGGUGGUCAGUGCGGAUGGAGGAGAUGGGACAAGUGGCGGAUGCACCUAUUGGAGUUUGGACGAGUCCCUUAUCCUGGUGCGGUGCGAGAGGGAUUACGACGAGGCGAUUGCAGCCGCAGGGUCCAAUUUUGCUAGAAUGAAAAACAAGGAAUGGAAGUGGACAGACAUCGCCAAAAGGAUGUCCGCACAAGGGGUGGUGAAGGGGUGGGAUGCGUGCAUGAAGCGUUGGGAGAAUGUGAUUGGGUGGUACAGGAGAAUUUUCGAUAGGGAGAAGGACUCAGGUCCGGGGAAUUUCGUUGUGACGUCUGUCAGUGGCGACGAGAUGGAGUUCAGUUAUGCAAAUCACCAACUGCGCACUCUGUGGAUGCGCGAGAAGUGACACGAUGGUGUUUCGAUCUUGUACUUCCACCGUGACGAAGGGGCCAACGUGCAACUUUCGUC
This is a messenger RNA of Chara braunii, 1169 nucleotides long. NCBI's taxonomy places the organism in Eukaryota, Viridiplantae, Streptophyta, Charophyceae, Charales, Characeae. The record is from the annotation of a GenBank genome assembly.